AUGACAGUCAUCAGCCUCAUCAAGGAUGGAGAGGAGUCUGCGUACAGACAGGAGUAUCAAGACUCCAGGUUGCAGCUGUUUCUGGUUAAUCACCAGUGUUGUUCCUUCGGGGAUGAGGCCUACACGUUCUAUUACAGUGAUGCUGAUUAUCCCAUCACAAAAGUGCUACAGGAGCCUGUGUAUGUUGAGGUGCGCAUUAUGGAGAGGACCGAUCCCAACAUUGUCCUGAUCUGCUGGGCAACUCUACCCCAGUGGGACCUUCUGGUUGAUGGAUGCCCUUACCAGGAUGACCGUUACCUGACCACAUUGGUUCCAGUGACCGGAUCAUCUGGUCUCCAGUUCCCAACCCACUACAAGCGUUUUAUUGUGAAGAUGUUCACAUUUGUAGAUCCGGCAUCACUGGCCCCUCUGCAGGAAACUAUCUUCAUCCACUGUAGUACAGCUGCGUGCCACCCCUCAUCUCUUGGAUCCUGUGAGCAGAGUUGCAGCAGGAAAAGAAGGGAUGUUCACAUCAAGACUAUCUCUAGCAGGGACACCAUAGUUUCCAGUGGAGAAGUUACUUUGGUCAUGUAAUCCUGUAUUAAGAUGGCUGUUUUAAUAAACUUGAUUAAACCCUGAAUCUGUUACUGUC
Sinocyclocheilus grahami is the source of this 631-nucleotide messenger RNA. RefSeq names its product zona pellucida sperm-binding protein 4-like. Gene Ontology annotation, molecular function: acrosin binding; structural constituent of egg coat. The record is from RefSeq and is a predicted model, not a curated record. Gene Ontology annotation, cellular component: egg coat. Gene Ontology annotation, biological process: prevention of polyspermy; binding of sperm to zona pellucida. Lineage: Eukaryota; Metazoa; Chordata; Actinopteri; Cypriniformes; Cyprinidae.